This is a messenger RNA of Emiliania huxleyi CCMP1516, 527 nucleotides long. RefSeq names its product magnesium chelatase subunit. Gene Ontology annotation, biological process: biosynthetic process. The transcript is spliced from 2 exons. Lineage: Eukaryota; Haptophyta; Isochrysidales; Noelaerhabdaceae. Bases 1 to 288 code for a protein of 95 amino acids. The record is from RefSeq and is a predicted model, not a curated record.
AUGGCUGCGUCAGACAACACUGGGCACGGGACUGGCGCGCACUGGCACUCAAGCCACGGGAGCCGCCUAAGCGAGAGGACGGGAAUUCGCGACACCGACACGUCUUCCUUCAUCGCCGACGAGGAGAUGCAGAAGCGGCUGCUCGAGACCAACCCGAACGCCUUCCGCGACAUGGUGACGACCUUCCUCGAGGCCAACGGCCGCGGCUACUGGGAGACGUCCGAGGAGAACCUCGACCGCCUGCGCCAGCUGUACGCCGAGGUGGACGACAAGAUCGAGGGCUUGUAGCGGCGCCGCCGCUGCGUAGCGUAGGGAAGGGGGGGGCGGGGGGAGAACAGGCCGUCUCCCCGCCCCGCCCCGCCGCCGCUGCCGCGCGGGCGCGCGGAGCCAGAGCCCGGGCUCCGCCGAGCGCCUCGUGCAGGCACCCACACGGCUGGAGAGAGGCGAGUUCUCUCGCCGAACCGUAUACGAUGGACCGGUCGCGAUGCAACAACCUCUUUAAGUGUUUUGUGUCUCUGUCCCCUCUC